Pteropus alecto (black flying fox) is the source of this 4943-nucleotide messenger RNA. RefSeq names its product zinc finger protein 12 (gene ZNF12). Lineage: Eukaryota; Metazoa; Chordata; Mammalia; Chiroptera; Pteropodidae. The coding region runs from base 801 to 2885 and encodes 694 amino acids. The record is from RefSeq and is a predicted model, not a curated record. Gene Ontology annotation, molecular function: RNA polymerase II cis-regulatory region sequence-specific DNA binding; DNA-binding transcription factor activity. Gene Ontology annotation, biological process: regulation of transcription by RNA polymerase II. The transcript has 4 exons.
CCGUCCUCCCCUCUCCACACCCCAGCACCCCUUCGCCCUCCCCAGGUUCCAAACGUGACUCUGAACGUCCCUGAGGGCCUUGCUCUGUGAUCUGAGCGUGUGAGGCUUCCCCUCGGUUCUGCUCUGCGGAGUCACGCAGCGUCGUGCAGGAUAAGCGUGCCGGGGGUAUGUCCUGCUGCCUCGAUUGCCAGAGGAAGGGACUGGGCCUGAGAAGAGGGGUGACAUGUCCAAGGUUACCAGGUCUGUAGGUGGGAUUGCAAACGGGACUCGGACUCCCGGGACAAGUUUGUACACUGUAUUACCAUCAUGUCAAAGUAAGCUUCUUAAUAAGAAGCUUUUCAGCAGCUCGUCAGUUACAUAUAAAUAAUUUAAGAACUUAGCAAUGCCCGAGUGUAUCUCUUUACUCAGAGCAUCCUGUGGAUUUCCUUACAUGGUUAAAAGAGGUAGUAAUAAAAUAGAUGAGUGUAACAAAAUUUCUUUUUUUACCUUAUGUUUAUUGGAAGAUUAUUUCAAUAGGUUUCAGUGUUCAUUCACAAAUAAGAAUGUAUUUACUCGCCACAUAAUCAUGUGGGAGUUACAGACAUACAGGUGGGUGGUCCCCCCAUCAUUCUUCCAGUGACUUCUGAAGGUUUAAAGGGACAGUCUCCUAUAGGAAUCUUCAUGGAACUUUCUGGGUAAGUUUUCAUGCAGAAAAGUACUUCCUCAGCCGGCCGGAUCACUCGUAACUUUGUUGCUUGCAUUUUCUUUCUCCAGGUCUGCCUCCUCUCUCACAGUCCACAUUUUUCCAAGAGCAGCGGAAAAUGAAUAAAUUUCUGGGACCGGUGUCAUUCAAGGACGUGGCAGUGGACUUCACCCAGGAGGAGUGGCAGCAGCUGGACCUUGUGCAGAGGACAACCUACCGGGACGUGAUGCUGGAGAACUAUAGCCACCUGGUUGCCUUGGGGUGUCACGUUGUCAAACCGGAAGUUAUCAUCAAGUUGGAGCAAGGAGAAGAGCCAUGGAUAGUAGAAGGAGAAGUCCUACUUCAGAGUUACCCAGAAGUCUGGAAAGUCAACCUGAUAGAGGGAGUCCAGGAAAGUGAAGGCAAACAUUCGAUCCAAACUGUAUCCAUCAGCAACAAAACCCUGAGUGAAGAGAGAGGUAAUGUUCUUAGCAAGACUUUUAAUGUGGAAACAAACCCUGUUCUUUCAAGAAAAAUAUCCUAUAAAUGUGACUCAUGUGAAAAGAGUGUAAAGUCGAUUUCAGAAUAUAUUAGUAGUGAUGGAAGCUAUGCAAGAAUGAAACCCGAUGAAUGUAGUGCAUGUGGGAAAUCACUCCUCCACGCGAAGCUUGAGAAAACUCAUCCAGGAGACAGAUCUUAUGAAUUUAAUCAAAAUGGGGACACUUAUACUCUAAAUGAAGACAGCAUCUAUCAGAAUGUGCAUAUUUUGGAGAAACCCUUUGAAUAUAUUGAAUGCCAGAAAGCCUUUCAAAAGGAUACAGUUUUUGUUAAUCCAUUGGAGGAGAAGCCCUAUAAAUGGAAUGAAUCUGAAAUAGCCUUUCUCCAAAUGUCAAACCUCAGUGUACACCAGACAUCUCCUAUGGAAAUAAAACCCUAUGAAUGCAGUGCAUGUGGAAAAUCCUUCUGUAAAAAGUCAAAAUUUAUUAUACAUCAGAGGACUCAUACAGGAGAGAAACCUUAUGAAUGUAAUCAGUGUGGAAAAUCCUUCUGCCAGAAGGGAACCCUCACUGUCCAUCAGAGAACACACACAGGGGAGAAGCCCUAUGAAUGUAGCGAAUGUGGGAAAACCUUCUACCAGAAGUUACACCUCAUUCAACACCAGAGAACCCACUCAGGAGAGAAGCCGUAUGAAUGUAGUUAUUGUGGAAAAUCCUUUUGCCAGAAGACACACCUCACACAACACCAGAGAACGCAUUCAGGAGAGAGACCCUAUGUUUGUCAUGAUUGUGGAAAAACCUUCUCCCAGAAGUCAGCACUUAAUGACCAUCAUAAGAUUCACACAGGUGUGAAACUCUAUAAGUGUAAUGAAUGUGGGAAAUGUUUCUGUCGAAAGUCUACUCUCACUACACAUCAGAGGACACACACAGGAGAGAAACCCUACGAAUGUAAUGAAUGUGGAAAAUUUUUCUCUCGGUUAUCAUAUCUCACUGUACAUUAUAGAACUCAUUCAGGAGAGAAACCCUAUGAAUGUAAUGAGUGUGGAAAAACCUUCUACCUAAAUUCAGCCCUCAUGAGACAUCAGAGAGUACACACAGGAGAGAAACCAUAUGAAUGUAAUGAAUGUGGAAAAUUAUUCUCCCAGUUGUCAUACCUCACUAUACAUCAUAGAACUCAUUCAGGAGUGAAACCCUAUGAAUGUAACGAAUGUGGGAAAACCUUCUACCAGAAUUCAGCCCUUUGUAGACAUCGGAGAAUACAUAAAGGAGAGAAGCCCUAUGAAUGUUACAUAUGCGGAAAAUUCUUUUCUCAGAUGUCAUACCUCACUAUACAUCAUAGAAUUCAUUCAGGAGAGAAACCUUAUGAAUGUAAUGAAUGUGGGAAAACCUUCUGCCAGAAUUCAGCUCUUAAUAGGCACCAGAGGACGCACACAGGAGAGAAGGCCUAUGAGUGUUAUGAAUGUGGAAAAUUCUUCUCUCAAAUGUCAUAUCUCACUAUACAUCAUAGAAUUCAUUCUGGAGAGAAACCCUUUGAAUGUAAUGAAUGUGGGAAAGCCUUCUCUCGGAUGUCAUACCUCACUGUACAUUACAGAACUCAUUCAGGAGAGAAGCCCUAUGAAUGUAGUGAAUGUGGGAAAAAAUUCUACCACAAAUCAGCCUUCAAUAGCCAUCAGAGAAUCCAUAGGAGAGGGAAUGUAAAUGUAAUUGAUGUGGGAAGGCUUCUCUGAAGUCAGACCUUAUUUUAUGUCAAGAACCCUUUCAAAAUAAUGUAUAAGGAACUCCUACCAUUGUAAAUCAGUUCACACAGGGGAAAGUGGAUCAGCCUUUGUGCAUUAGUCAGGUUUGUAAUCUGAAAGUUCACAGGGUAAAAACCACGAUUGCCACAAGACCACGUGACUUGUUGGAUACUAGAUUACACAGGAGCAAAAGUUUAUAAACCUGUAGAAUGUAUAUACGUUUCACUGUGGAUUCAAACUGUUUUACAUAUCAGGGAAUUCAUACCAAUGGGAAUCUGUCAUUUUAAGAAAUGUGGAAAACAUACUCCUUUAGAAAUUGUUAAUACUAAAAGUUAUGUUUCUGAUGUAUCAAGCUUUUUGUAAAAAAAAAAAAACUUGUGAAUAAAUGUACACCUCAUGUAAAUAGAAGCUGUAAAAAUCAGACGGCUAAUCAAGACAGCAACACAGCCACAUUAAACUCAUAUAGGUAGUUCCUGAGGAUGUAGGACUUUUUGUUUGCUUGCUUUUUAGGAUGCUACAUUACAGGAAUUAUAUGUUCAUUCUAAAUCAUGUUUGAAAAGGCAUUGUAUCCUUUUUAGAAUAACUUGUAAGACACGGUAAGAUUACUCAUUUUAAAUGGCACCACCACGUUAGCAUCUUAAUAUGCAGUGUCAUUGAACUAAUAUUCAAUAGGUAUAAAGUAUGCUGCUGCUUGUACUCUUCUCUAGCACUUACGAUUGUAUUUGAUUGUUAAUGAACUAAAUCUUCCCUAAAGAAGUCAAUGUUUUUUAUAAUGUUUUCGACUGUAUUUGAGUCAACAAGAGAUAGAAAUGUAUGUGUAAAAUAGAUAGAAAAAAACUGAAUAAGUAGUUUUAAAUUGUUAAUGCCCAAAGUCUCCAGUAGUGAGAAACAAUUGUAGUGCUCAUUAAACUCUGUACAGUUUUUAAAUGUACUUAAAAUAGUCCCAUUUUUAUCUGACUUUUUUCAUCUGUUUUUUAUUUAGAUCCUACAUAAGUGUGCAGUAAUGUUUUUAAACACUGCACUCCUGUUCCUAAGCGAGUUAAGACUAUGUUCAUAGGGCUACUUGUGGCUGACAUUGUUGAGUGCCCGCCCUAGCCACCCGUUCCUUACUUUUCACUGGCAGAGUUUGCAUAUCCAUAUCUCCUCGUGGAACGGGGAUAAAUCCUGAAUGGUUUCAACGAAUAAUGAUAAUCUGUCAUUGUCAGCAAAGGAGUGGUAAUAGGAUCUAAUGGUAGACACAUAAAAGAGGUAUCAGACAGGUUAUUUCUGGAGCAGGUUUCCUCAAAGAUUCAAGGAAGGCUGCAGGGUAAAGUGGAGUCUUGUGUUGACCAUCUCCUUGUCAGGAUGUGACACCUGGUUGUGUCUUUCAACAAUGACUUCUGAUUUGUGCGUGGCAGAGCGGAAGGGUGGCAAGAACCUGGAUGGUGUUGCUGAGCCACUGCCUAACCAGCCGCGUAGCCGCUCCAGCUCUGGACUGUUCCUUUGGGGAAGGACUAAAUUGAUUUUUAUUCCAGUUAAAGCUCUGUUAGUGAUAACUGGAGCUAGGAAGUUACCUUUUGCAGGAGUAACGCAAUUGAGAAGUGGACCUUAGGUAAAUCACCUAUUUCGAGGUCUUAAUACAGAGACUUAUUUUCUGUAAAUUUUGAUGUAAGUAGUUUGAGCAUUAGAAACAAAUAUGUAUGUUUCCUUGAGUUGUUACGUCAUUGACCAAAGGACCUUUGGAACCCGAUAGAAUGUCAGGGAUACCUUCCUUUUUAUAAUGCAUGACACAGAUUUCGUUUAAUUUACAUUAUUCAUGGAUCAUUGCUACAAUGUUCGUUGACAAUAUAUACAGUGUAAGGUAAGGACCUACUUUCGUUUGCUUUCCAGGGAUUAGCCCGAUAGCCUACGUUAUUUGAAUAAUUUACCCUUACCACUGAGAUGAAAUGCCAUGUUUUUCAUGUGUUUUAAUCACUUGUGAAGCCUGUUUUGUUGCUCAGCACUUUUCCUCCAUACUCUUUGAGCUGAUUGUAUGCUACAUUACAGGAAUUAAAGGUCUGCUAGAUUGUA